CGGCUUUUUUCCCCGAUUAUCAGUCGGCACCCGGGAAGAAGACACGUAGUGUGCUGGAUCGCGAAAAAAAAAUGGACAACCCCUCUGCAUACUUCUACAGAGGACGUUUGGACGAUAGCAGCUUCACGAUUCGGCACUAUGCGGGGGACGUCAAGUACUGCAUUAAUGGUUUUGUGGAGAAAAACAAUGACUACGUGAAAGAUUCGUGUGCGCAGACGAUGCACGACACCACUUCAUGGGUUCUUCGAGGAAUCAUAGGAACGAAAGAUGAAAUGGUUGGACUUAUGAGCGAUACGUACUCUCCCGGUUCACCCACGUCACCUUUGCGUGGUUCGCGCCGCACCGUUGUCUCAAACUUUCGUCACUCACUCCGUCUACUGAUGGAAAUGUUGACCAGCAGUGUGUGUAACUGGGUGCGCUGCAUACGCCCUCAUUCGAGGAGACAAGCAGGGCUUUUUGACGGGAAAUUGGUACUGGAGCAGCUUGUUGCCACCGGAGUUCUCAGUACGUUGAAACAGCGUCAGACAAACUACCCUUUCCGUCUGAAAUGCAAGGAAUUUGUACACAAUUAUCAUAUCCUUCUUCAGUCAAGAAAAUCGCUUGGGACAAAAAUGACACUUAAAGCCAAAUGCUUGGCUUUACUACGGGCAGCCGGUAUCAGAGAAAAGUUAGCUCAAUUGGGAACUUCUCGUGUGUUUCUUUCAACGGAUGCACAUCGCAUUUUGGAAUCCAGGCGGGUACAAAUUGCGAAGACCAUGGUGACAGUUGUUGAACGGUACGUGGCUGCUUUUGUCUCCCGCGCGUAUGUCCGCCUGAUGCUUGUUUCGUGCCACACCCUUAAAUUGCAACGCAUCUUUCGUGUGCAUAUGCGCAUACGCCGAUGUGUUUCUCAGUACUACGGGGAACUACGCCGCAAAAGAUACGAACGUUUUUUGGAGUUAACAAAGUCGUUUUUGCGUGCUGAGACGAACUCCCGUGUGGAGUUGAUUAAAGAGCGGGAGUCCGAUGUAAGAACGUUGUGGAGCGAGUUUCGUACCCGUCUUGUCCCUUUGGUGGAGGGUGUGCUACGAAACGUGAAGGCGGUAGAGGCAAAGCAGCGGGAGUGUCUUAUUUCUCAGGCUUUUUCAUGCUACGUUGCGUUCCGGGACGCGUUUGUGCGGGAGGUCGCCGUGGCUUUGGAACGGGAAAAACAACGUAUAGCCAUCAAGCGUGAGAGGGAUGCCAGCGAGCGUUCGGAACUGCUGUGCACCGCUCUUGUGGCGCUGCAGGCCGUGGCUGCGGAAGAAGCGUCUACCUUUCAACAGUUACACGAUAACGUCAUUGCUCCAAUGGUGAAAAGGCUGAAGGCCAAGGCACGUGCCAUUCGCAGAGCAAAACGGUGGAGAGAUAGGCGUUUGCAGGAGCUAUACGAUGCGCGGGCAUCCGAAGUGCGACGUCUUGCCGUGGUGGAGGCUGAAGAACUGCGCCGGGAGGAAGAAAGAUGGCGACGCCUUGUGGGGGAAGAGGAGUACUUGAACGAAAUGCGGUACUUUUGCUCCUUUUCAGAUGACACGCAUGGAGCAUCACCGCUCUUUCGUGCCUUUCUACGCGACGGUGUUCCCUCUGAGGUUCUUCACACGCCAAUUGACACCAGUCCCCGGAAAUCGUCGUCCAUUGGGGGUGUAACUUCCUUUCGGGACUACAGAAACUACAUGAGAGAUGAGUUUCACCGCGCUCGUAUCAACGGGACGACGCCCAAUUAUCGACCACACAAGCACCGCGAGGAAGUUUCUUGUGAGCUUUGCAACUUUUUGUUGUAUCCAUCGCGGAAUAACGUUGCCACAAGACCCUCCGUUGAAUCUCUCAUGGAGGAUACGACACGUCGUCGACUUGACGAUGAAUACGACGACAGUGACGACAGCUUUGAUGAGCUUCAUUACGAAAGGAAGGUCAGCGAAUUGUGA
This is a messenger RNA of Trypanosoma cruzi, 1943 nucleotides long. Its product is annotated as myosin heavy chain, putative. Gene Ontology annotation, cellular component: actin cytoskeleton; cytoplasm; vesicle. Gene Ontology annotation, biological process: actin filament organization; vesicle transport along actin filament. The annotation marks the transcript as partial. The transcript has a single exon. Gene Ontology annotation, molecular function: microfilament motor activity; actin filament binding; ATP binding. Lineage: Eukaryota; Euglenozoa; Kinetoplastea; Trypanosomatida; Trypanosomatidae. The record is from RefSeq and is a predicted model, not a curated record.